Danio aesculapii is the source of this 773-nucleotide messenger RNA. Its product is annotated as E3 ubiquitin-protein ligase CCNB1IP1. The transcript has 4 exons. Gene Ontology annotation, molecular function: ubiquitin protein ligase activity. Gene Ontology annotation, biological process: reciprocal meiotic recombination. The record is from RefSeq and is a predicted model, not a curated record. Gene Ontology annotation, cellular component: synaptonemal complex. Bases 1 to 756 code for a protein of 251 amino acids. NCBI's taxonomy places the organism in Eukaryota, Metazoa, Chordata, Actinopteri, Cypriniformes, Danionidae.
AUGUCUGCAUCUAAGUUCACCUUGCUGUGUAAUUCGCACAAAUGCCGGGUGAAGCUGAGCGGUGUCGCCUGGGUCACGGCCUGCUCUCAUGUUUUCUGUGACCAGCACGGCUCGGAGGAGUUCAGCCGCACCCCCGCCGUCUGUCCCGCCUGCUCCUCCAUGCUCUCCGGCAAACUGGACGUUCUGCGAACCGAGCUGGCCCCAUCCGAGCAAUACAAAGCUAUGGUUUUGGUCGGACUACAACCUGAAACUGUUUUGGAAAUCAGUCAUAAAGCAAUAGACUUUUGGAUCUACCAGAUUAACCAGGAGAGGCUGCUGAUGGAGUACAAUUUAUCUAGGGCUGGUGGACAAGUUCUUCAGAUGGAGAAGUUUAUGAUCCAGCAAAACCAAAGCAGAGAGCAUGAGUUAAAUGCAUUAAAAGGGGAGAUUUCAUCACUGAAAAAGAUGCUGGAAGAAUAUAAGCGGAAGUAUAGUGAGGUUUUGGAGCGACUGAAUGAGCGAAACAAGCAGUAUCAGAAACUGCAGGGACUUCUGGACUCACUGCGGAUGCACACGAUGGGGACAGUAGAGAAAGACACCAUGCCCCACACUUUCACUACAGGACUGGUCAAACAACGCUCUCCUCUGAGCAGUCCUUCAUUCAUUGGACCAGAAGCUGACAGGUUCUUCUCAUUGGGACCAGAAAGCGCUAAAACCUUCUUCCAGUUCAGCACACCCACCCAAGACAAAACCCACUCUUUUAUCAAGAAAAACUGAGGUUGAUUUGAUUUUCA